Drosophila sechellia is the source of this 1410-nucleotide messenger RNA. RefSeq names its product zinc finger protein 468. Gene Ontology annotation, cellular component: nucleus. Bases 57 to 1388 code for a protein of 443 amino acids. The record is from RefSeq and is a predicted model, not a curated record. The transcript has 2 exons. Lineage: Eukaryota; Metazoa; Arthropoda; Insecta; Diptera; Drosophilidae. Gene Ontology annotation, biological process: regulation of gene expression.
AUAGCUGCAAUUCCAGUCUCCUGUACGUGCGAUUUCAAUGCAUUUAGAAUAUAGCAAUGAAUAAAUGUCCUCGCUGCAACUGCGAUGCUACAGGACAGAAUCGCCUCGUCACCGACAGCUGUGGACACGCCAAGUGUCGCCUCUGCCUGGUGGCGGAUGUAUCGGAUUGCCUGGAAUGCCGAGUUGCAAUCCAGGAGAGUGUCGAGAUCCAGGAGACACAGGAAACGCAAGCAAGUACGUCGGCUGAUAAGCGAAUUUGUGUCACAGAUAAGGGCUACCACUGUACAGUCUGCAAGAAGGAUUUUCGCAGUCGGACCCAGCAGUAUUACCACCUCACCUGCGGCAACGAUCUUCUCAAGAAGUUCAACUGCAAGGAGUGCGGACGCAGGUUUGCUACCAGUUCGCAUUUAAAGUACCAUCUCAUGAGCCACGAGAAACAAUCAAAACACUCGUGCAGCGUCUGCCAUAAAAGUUUCAAGCAACCAAUUGUUCUACAGCGUCACAUGCUUACCCACAACCAGGAAAAGCAUUUGUGCCCGAUCUGCCAGAAGGUUUUCCGCCGCAAGAGCUCUCUUGCAAGCCACCUGGCGAUCCACAGCGAUCUCGGCCUGCAAUUUAAAUGCGAGCUCUGCUCUAAGCAUUUCCAGAACAAGGCCAAUUUGAACCAGCAUCUGCGGAAACACGACAAAAACAUUAUUCGGCACAGGUGCAAAGUGUGCCAGAAGUCCUUUCUGCGACAAUCCACGCUUCGGCUGCACAUGAAGCGCCACUCAAAUCGCGAACGACAGUCCUGUUCCCUUUGCGGCAAAAGCUACAAUGAUCAGGAUGCUCUGAGCCGGCAUUUAAGACAACACAAGACUGCAGAACGCUACCGCUGUAUCCAAUGUGACAUCACUGUCAACCGAAAGGACAACAUGCUGCGACAUCUGCGAUCCAUGCACCCUGGUUGUGCGUUUGACAGUACUGUGGAAAUGGUUACACCGAGGUCCAGUGCUCAGGAGGCUACGACGGCGGAAGAAAGACCAUCUGAGACUGUAAGAUACAACAGCGUGAUCCAGAGUGUGGGCAACGUUGAGCCAGUAAUGUUGCCGCAAACUACGCCACUGCCAUCUCAACUCCCCGAACUGCAGCUGGAGCAAGGAAAAGCUGCCUCAGAGCAUCUGCCUCUGCCAGAUGUAAUGCCAGAGGAGAAUGUCCAGCUUUAUCGCAAGAUCAUCUUGGAUCUGGACAACGAGGAAUACUCUAGCGAACCUAGCCCCGAUGCACAAGAACCCGCCAUGCAACAUCACCAGCCGCGUGUCUCGGGACAAGGUAGCUCCAAAUUUAGCGAGAUGCACUGGCGCAAGAAUUUCAAAUAUUGGUACCAAAAAGAAGAAAACACAAAGUGACGAUAUGAUCUCUAAAGAGUUG